Messenger RNA from Lycium barbarum (goji berry), 1016 nucleotides. RefSeq lists its product as uncharacterized. The transcript has 2 exons. The record is from RefSeq and is a predicted model, not a curated record. Bases 140 to 808 code for a protein of 222 amino acids. NCBI's taxonomy places the organism in Eukaryota, Viridiplantae, Streptophyta, Magnoliopsida, Solanales, Solanaceae.
CAAUUUUCAAGGAGCAAAGUGCAUCAAGAUACAAGCCAACAAGCCAAUAAUUAAGGGCCUUUAGUGAAAUUUCCUCGAAAGAAGCAAACAAGCGAUAAAUUAUCAGUGUUGAAGGGAAAGAAAGCUGUGUGGUGAGGAAAUGGCAAAGUCAAGGUUGAAGAAUGCUUUAAUAAUCCUUUUAGCGAUAAGUAUUGCGUGUUGGACAAAAUUGUGCAAAGCAAUCGAAUCACCACAGUACAAAGUAGUGCAUUCAGAAUCAGAUUUUGAAAUCAGACAUUACAGGGAAUCAGUAUGGAUGACUGCACCCGUCAAUGAAAUCUCCUUUGAGAAAGCCACCAAAAAUGGUUUUCACAGAUUGUUCCAGUUCAUCCAAGGUGCAAAUUUGAACUCUUCUCGUAUCUAUAUGACAAAGCCAGUUUUGACGAGCAUAGUCCCAGGAGCGGGUCCUCUUCACUCAUCAGCAUACUUUGUUAGAUUCUAUUUGCCUGAUAAGUUCCAAGCUGAUCCACCUCUUCCACUUCCAGAGCUUAACGUUCAACCUGAUCCAUGGACUAGUCAUUGCAUUGCUGUAAGGAAGUUUUCUGGAUUUGCAAGAGAUAGCAACAUUGUUAAAGAAGCUGAAAAACUGGCUCUGAGUUUGAGUAGAUCUCCAUGGGCAAAUUCUACUGCUUCUACAAGUGAAUAUGCUUACUCUAUAGCGCAGUAUAAUUCUCCCUUCCGGAUCUUUGGACGUGUCAAUGAAGUGUGGGUGGAUGUCGCUGGAUCUAGAGCAAGUGGUUGCAAAUCCAAUCUGGUUGCUGCAUACUGAUUUUGAGUGCGAAAUUGAAGCUUCUUGGAUCGUUGUUGUGUAUCUCCCAUUAUAGAUACUAGAGAGGCAUGAGCGGUUGCUUCUUAUGUACAUAUACUGAACUCAUAAAACAGCAUGGAGGACAUAUUAUCAUGCUCAUGUACUGUAAUUCCAAACUAUGGCAUAACCAUGCGUGUUUCUUGUAUGGCAGUUAACUUUACGGUGUUAA